GACUUGAAUGGGGAAACGGUUGCACAGGUUAAUAUAUCCGCUCGCCAGAAAACUGGAAAUUUGUCUCCAAAGGGCAAAGACCUCCAGGAUGUGUCCCGAUCUCCUGUGAUUCGAUCCGAGCCUUUGUCAAUGAUUUACCACAGCAUUUGCGAGACCAGUGGGCUCAAUGCAUCUUCCAUUAGUAUUGACACCAAGGGGUCCCAAAGCCUAAAGCUUUUGUUUGCAGCUAUUUAAUAGUGACCAUUUACGUACGGAACAACGAUGUGGUGGAGCCCAGGACAGCUUUCUCCUUUGAUUCUCUCUAUAUGCUCGCUGUCCUUAACAUCGCGUCAGGCUACGGUUACCGCACACAGCGAGCUCUCGGCGUUGCCCUUCCAGAGAAGAACCAGCAGAUAUGUUAAUUCUCCGGCUCCUGUUGACUGUCAGCUAAGCCAGUGGUCCGAGUGGACUGAUUGCUUUCUUUGCCAAGAGAAAAAACACCGGCACCGGACCCUGCUGCAGCCGGCCAAGUUUGGGGGCCGGCCGUGCGCGGGCCACCUCUGGGGCGAGGAGCACUGCCGUGCCGCCGGGAGCUGCGCCGGGAGCCGCCGCUGCGGAGAGGACUUCCAGUGCCAGGAAACCGGUCGCUGCAUUAAACGUCACCUGGUAUGUAACGGGGAGGCAGACUGCAGAGACGGGUCUGACGAGGAUAACUGCGAGGAGGAAGACAUCGAAAGCUACUGUGAAAACGCGUUCCCAAUCCCGGGGGCUGAAAAAGCUGCCCAAGGCUACAAUAUCCUAACACAGGAAGACAGGCUGUACGUAUACGAUCCUAAAUUUUUUGGAGGCCAGUGUGAGUAUGUUUACAACGGAGAGUGGCGGGAGCUGAAAUACAACUCUGCAUGUGAACAUCUGUACUAUGGAGAUGACGAGAAGUAUUUCCGCAAGCCUUACAACUUCCACAUCUAUCAAUUCCUAGCUCAUGCUGAUUCUGGAUUCUCUUCAGAGUUUUACGAUGAUUCAAAGGACCUGCUUGAUGCUCUCAAAACUGAUAGAUUCAAAACAUCCGGCUUUACCUUUGGAAUUGGGCCUCAGCUUUACCAGUUUGAGCUUGGUUUCACUUUAUCACACAAGAAAGGAACCCUGAAGAAUUUCACACAGUACGAUGCAAAGGAGGUUGGAUUCAUCAGAGGUGUCACGAAGGUGCAGACUGCCCGCUUCAAGAUGAGAAAGGAGAACAUCGUUCUGGAUGAAGACAUCCUGCUUUCUCUGCAGGAGCUUCCAGACAGAUAUGACUAUGGGAUGUACGCCAAGUUCAUCAACGACUACGGCACCCACUUCGUGACGUCCGGGACAAUGGGAGGUGUCUUUGAGUACAUCCUCGUCAUUAACAAAGAAGAAAUGAGAAAAAAAGCCAUCAGCUCUGAAGACAUAGCUUCCUGUUUUGGCGCGUCAGUGGGCAUUGUAGCCACAAAGUCCGAACUAGAUUUGGGAGCAUCCUUAUCGCACUCUGAGUGCAAAAAUAAAGGAUUUCGUAAAGCUGAUGAAAAGAGCAGCAGUGCCCUUGUGGAAGACAUUAUUCCCCGGGUUAGAGGUGGAGAUACCAGUUACAGCGGAGGCCUCUUAAACAGCUGGGAUUCCAAUAUCUAUCGGCGCUGGGGGAGGUCGUUAAAAUAUAAUCCUGCUGUUAUUGAUUUUGAGCUCCAACCCAUACAUGAAAUGAUCCGCAGAAGCAACCUGGCCAACAUGGAAACCAAACGGCAGAACCUGCGGCGGGCUCUGGAGGACUACUUGGCGGAGUUCAACGCCUGCCGCUGCGGGCCGUGUCACAACAACGGGGAGCCCAUUCUGGCAGGAGACACGUGCGUCUGCCAGUGCCAGCUGGGCUACAGCGGCCCUGCCUGCGACCAGAGCAAACGCCAAGGCACGAAGACGAACGGGCGCUGGAGCUGCUGGUCAGCUUGGACUCCCUGCCAGGCUGGAGCAAGGAGACGCAGCCGGCAGUGCAACAACCCGGCACCGCAGAACGGCGGGGCACCGUGCCUGGGGAAAAGCGUGCAGACGAAAGCGUGUUAACACCCAGGGGGACUGCAGCAAGGCAGGGUAUUGCUCACUGCAAGUACACGGUCUUGUUUUGGAGCCUGUGCCGGGCUAUAAAUACUCCAGGCAUAAUUCUGCAGUGGAAUUACACUGGGGACAAAUAAUUAUGAAGUAUUGCAUUUACAUACAUACAAAGACAUAGUGGAUUCACUGUAUAAAACCUGAGUGCUGUCCAGGCAAAUUCCUCCAUCUGAUUCAACGCCUUCCUGCGUGCCCCCUUACUCUCACACCCCUCCAGUUUCGUAGCAUCUCCACCAGCCACAGGGACACUGGCGUGAUACAGAAGAUGGUGGAGAAUCAGCCCCAGUGGUGGCAUUGCUGCGUGAUGGUGAGGUUAUAAGUAGUCAUAAAACAGAUUUACUAAAACUGUUUACACAAGUAAGCUUUGCUCGCAGAAAUUUUUAUAUUUGCCUUUGGAAAACAAAUUAAAAGCUCGUGAUCCUUGCAUUUUUAUGCAGUUGGUAUUGACAUACGCACCAUGAAACUUUUAUAAGUUGGCACUGUCAGAUUUUAAAGUGUAGCAUAUUGGGCAGGGCUGCAUUUUCAGCAAAGCCAUAUGCUGAGCGGUAUGGGAGGAAGCUUAAGCCCAAAGAUGCUGAAGAGUCAUGGUGAAAAUGUGAAUCCAGACUGAUGAGAAUCAUAAAUAAACAAACAAAUAAUAAAAAGACAGACCCAAACAAAACCAUUCUACAGAGGAUGCUCACACACAAGUGAAGGCUAUUCCUCUUUAGGAUCAGUGAUGAAUUGACUAUUAGAACAGAGGCAUUUUAUCUCCAAGGCACCAGAGCUGGAGAAGAUGCUAACGGGCUGCUUGAUUUAAGGGCCGUUUUUGAAUGUAAGACGUAAAUCUCGGCACAAAAAUACACACAGUAUUGAACAGCAUCCAGAGACUGCAGCGAGAGCCCACAGCUCAGGGCUCUUAAUGAACUGCUGCAAAAACCUGGGGUGGACAGAAAGCGAAUGGCACUUCAUUUUACUGUGCUUUUCAUUACAAGGGGAGAAGAAAAAAAGCCAUGAGAAGGAAUCUGGCAUUAUGAAAAGCAACAACGGCAACAAAACCUCAAAGCACAAAGGAGCACUUAUAUAUACAUGUGAAUGGAAAGAGGGAGUAGAAAGGAAUCAUGGUUUAGUGAAAGAAAUUGCUUAGCUAUAGCUCUGAUUCUUGGAAAUGCUUGUUUUUCAACAGCGUGUCAGUGGUGAUUUAGAGUCUGACACUUAGCUGAUGUAAAUCAGCCCAGCUCCUUCGGUGCAGCUGAUUUAUGCUACCUGAAGAUCUGGCCCCAUAUUUUCUUCUGUGCGUGCAUUUGCCGAAAGAAAAUUUUUUUCACCACUUCUUCCCCUUUGCUUGAAAAAGAAACUACAGGCUCUUUUCUUAUAAGAAAACAACCAACCAUGUUGUCUUGAACAUUGAGAUUUGAUUUUGCUGCAGAAAAACUCCUACAACAGCUUUCUACGACAUGGGCAAAAGGGUGAUAAAAUUGUGGCUUUUUUGCCCACCUUGCUUUUCCAGGAAAACGUUACAUUCCUGCAGAGAUGAACCUGCUCUCCAUGGCUUUAUUCUGAUGUCCUCCAGGUCGGGGAAAAAGCGUCAUGAAACACCACUGACAUCUGUACGAUUUAGACAUCCAAGAAGAAAGUGAAACGUAGGAACGAAAAAUAGUUUUCCCAUCAAAUAGUACUGUCAAUACUGUUUGGCAACGGGCCAGCACAUUGUGUUAAAAACAGGAGACUGCUGCUACACCAAGUGCUGCUACGCCAAGGAUUAACUUGGCUCAUGGGCUAUUUUUACUUUUACAUACACUGCUUAGGACUCAGGAAAAUGCCUGCAAGUAAAUGAGUAAACACUCAUCUUAGUUAGAAAGCAAAGUAUGCCUCUCCUGUGACCAGAGGGAAGAAAUUAAUGAAUAGAUAGAUUUGAUGCCUUAAAGGCUGGGGAGUGAUGAGGCCUGCAGAAAAGGCAACCUGCAUCCUCAUCUUUUGAGUCAUUUCUA
Messenger RNA from Dromaius novaehollandiae (emu), 4070 nucleotides. RefSeq names its product complement C8 alpha chain (gene C8A). Gene Ontology annotation, cellular component: membrane attack complex. The coding region runs from base 262 to 2055 and encodes 597 amino acids. Lineage: Eukaryota; Metazoa; Chordata; Aves; Casuariiformes; Dromaiidae. The transcript is spliced from 11 exons. Gene Ontology annotation, biological process: complement activation. The record is from RefSeq and is a predicted model, not a curated record. Gene Ontology annotation, molecular function: protein binding.